Molecule: messenger RNA, 1460 nt
Organism: Amphibalanus amphitrite
Lineage: Eukaryota; Metazoa; Arthropoda; Thecostraca; Balanomorpha; Balanidae
Product: prostaglandin reductase 1-like
Exons: 1
Coding region: 347-1363 (338 amino acids)
Biological process (GO): prostaglandin metabolic process
Cellular component (GO): cytoplasm
Molecular function (GO): 15-oxoprostaglandin 13-reductase [NAD(P)+] activity; 2-alkenal reductase [NAD(P)H] activity
Source: RefSeq, a predicted model, not a curated record
CGUUUUACUGGUGAUAUCUUUUGUUAGGGGCAUAUUUUAUGUAAUUCGUAGGAAAUGACUUACAUAAUUCGAACCAAGCAGCUAUUAUCCUAUGCGUCAUGCGAACCCUCGUGAACACUCUUCAGUCCCCAGCCGGCUCCGCUGCCGCCAGCUGCCGGUCCUGAUUAGCGUUCCUACAGGUGUGCUGCCGUCAUCGGGGCCUCACCGGACCGAUAACUAGACCGACGGCGAGUGAGGAGCUCACAUACACUGUCACCGCCGCCGCAGUCUGCACCGAACCCCUCUCACUGUCGGAGCUCAGCGGCGCCCGCCUGGACACAGCAGCGGCACGAAGACAAGAGUCGCGAUGAAGGCCGAGAAAUUUACCCUGCUGCGUCACUUUGACGGCAUGCCGCAGCCGUCUGAUUUCCAGCUGGAGUCUGAGGACCUUCCUGAGCUGAAGGAGGGCGAAUUCCUCUGUGAGGCCGAGUUCCUCAGCGUUGACCCGUACAUGCGGCCCUACUCGAAGGACCUCAACCCGCCAGUGACCAUGAUCGGAUCGCAAGUGGCGCGGGUACUGGAGAGCAGGAGCGACAAGUUCCCUGUGGGCUGCCGCGUGGUCGGGGCGCUGGGAUGGCGCUCCCGCACUGUCGUCAGUGAAGAUAUGCCGUCCGCCGUCUUUGGACUGAGGAAGCUUCCUGACCUGGGCGACCUUCCGACGUCAUAUGCUCUCGGCUCCUGCGGUAUGCCGGGCAAUACGGCCUACUUCGGCUUCCUGGAGAUCUGCAAGCCAAAGGAGGGCGAGACGUUGGUGGUGACGGGCGCGGCCGGCGCCGUCGGCAGCCUGGUCGGACAGAUCGCCAAGAUCAAGGGCUGCCGCGUGAUCGGCUUCGCGGGUACGGACGACAAGUGCGCCUGGAUCCGCCAGCUCGGCUUCGACGUGGCCAUCAACUACAAGACGUGCUCGGACAUCGACGCUGCUCUGAAGGAGGCCGCCCCGGACGGUGUGGACUGCUACUUCGAUAACGUCGGCGGAAUGCUCAGCUAUCAAAUCCGCAAACAGAUGAACCUGUUUGGUCGUAUUUCUGUGUGCGGCUUUAUCUCCAGCUACAACGAGAAGACUGGCGAGGAACUGACCCUGGAAGUCCCCGAGAAGCUGAUUCUGUUCAAGCAGCUAAAAAUGGAGGGUUUCAUCGUCACCCGCUGGGACCAGGAGGAGACGUGGAACAGGGGCGUCGAACAGAUGGCCUCCUGGAUUAGGGAGGGCAAGAUUCAGGUCCAGGAAACGGUCACGGAUGGAUUCCAGAACAUGCCGCAGGCCUUCAUCGGCAUGCUGAAAGGAGAAAACACGGGGAAAGCCAUGGUGAAAGCCAAUGCUCAAUGAAACGAAUCCGUCACUCAAGAGUCUAAUGAGGAAUUCCGUUGACUGUGUGUGCUCGUGCAUUGUGUUCUGCUUAUUAAAUUCGAGAUCUUGCAACGAG